UGCUAAAGCAAAUUGUGCUAUUAAGGUAUACUCCAUUCCAUAUGAUUAUUUUAUUAUUUGUUUGUUUUUUUCCGAUUUUGUUUUUCGAUACUUGAUUCAUGACUUGUUUCUGAAUAGAUUUUUGUUUUUUAUUUUAAAUAAUCAAAAUUAAAGACUUGCAUUUAAUUAUAUUUAUUAAAUAAAAUGCAAUUGAAAUUCAAUUUAAUCGCUGCGGCAUGUGGUGAUAACCUAGGGAUUGGAAUAAAUGGACGUUUACCAUGGAAACUUAAAAGCGAAAUGGAAUAUUUCACAGAAAUGACAACUAAAACUAAAGAAAGUAAUAAAAAAAAUGUUGUCAUAAUGGGACGAGUAACGUGGGAAUGUAUACCAAAAAAGUUCAAACCACUGCGAAAUCGAGUAAAUGUUGUUCUAUCACGUCAAAAAUUAGAUCUUGGAAAUGAAGCGAUUGUGUGUGAAAAUUUAUCACAUGUAUUGGAUACCAUUGCUCAACCUGAUCUCAAUAAAAUUAUUGAGAAUAUUUGGGUAAUUGGUGGUAAUGCUGUUUACAAAUCAGCCAUGGAGCACCCUAAUUGUUCUCGUAUAUAUUUAACUUACAUUCAAAAAAAUUUUGAGUGUGAUACGUUUUUUCCACCCAUACCGAACAACUUUAUUGAAAUUGAUGAUCCUGAUGUUCCAAAAGGUGUUCAAGAAGAGAAUGGACUCCAGUUUAACUACAAAGUUUAUGAAAGAAUAUAAAUAAACAGAACCUUAAAUUUUAUAAACAAUCAUGCAAAGUUAAUAUGUUUUAUCACUUUUGUAUUAUAAUUGUAUAAUAAAGAAAAAUAAAAAGCAUU
Microplitis demolitor is the source of this 833-nucleotide messenger RNA. RefSeq names its product dihydrofolate reductase (gene Dhfr). Gene Ontology annotation, cellular component: mitochondrion. The coding region runs from base 184 to 735 and encodes 183 amino acids. The record is from RefSeq and is a predicted model, not a curated record. Gene Ontology annotation, molecular function: NADP binding; dihydrofolate reductase activity. The transcript is spliced from 5 exons. NCBI's taxonomy places the organism in Eukaryota, Metazoa, Arthropoda, Insecta, Hymenoptera, Braconidae. Gene Ontology annotation, biological process: folic acid metabolic process; tetrahydrofolate biosynthetic process; dihydrofolate metabolic process.